UCCAGAUUUCGAGCCAGUUAGCAUCGAGCUAACAACAACAGAAAAUCCGGGAUAAGUAGCGGCGUAAUUAGACGGGAAGGGCGGACACCCGUUGUUCACCGAAGGAGACGGGAGUUAGGAGUGUUGACAUUUAGAAGUGAAGCGUCCUCCUGAUACCUCCUGUCACACACACACGCACACACACACGCAUACAGUUGCUGCAACCCUGGCCAUGUCAAGAGUCCCGAGCCCCCCUCCCCCAGCGGAAAUGUCCAGCGGGCCUGUGGCAGAGAGCUGGUGCUACACACAGAUUAAAGUAGUGAAGUUCUCCUACAUGUGGACCAUCAACAACUUCAGUUUUUGUCGUGAGGAGAUGGGCGAGGUCAUCAAGAGCUCCACCUUCUCUUCAGGAGCCAAUGACAAACUCAAAUGGUGUUUGCGAGUGAACCCCAAAGGUCUGGAUGAGGAGAGUAAAGACUACCUGUCUCUAUACCUGCUGCUGGUCAGCUGUCCCAAGGCCGAGGUACGAGCCAAGUUCAAGUUCUCCAUCCUCAACGCCAAGGGAGAGGAGACCAAAGCCAUGGAGAGCCAGAGGGCCUAUCGCUUUGUUCAGGGCAAAGACUGGGGUUUCAAGAAGUUCAUUCGUCGAGACUUCCUGUUGGACGAGGCCAACGGUCUUCUACCCGACGACAAGCUCACGCUUUUCUGUGAGGUGAGUGUGGUCCAAGACUCCGUGAACAUCUCAGGUCAGAACACCAUGAACAUGGUGAAGGUUCCAGACUGCAGGCUGGCAGAUGAGCUGGGAGGAUUGUGGGAAAAUUCGCGCUUUACAGAUUGUUCACUGUGUGUCGCCGGACAGGAAUUCCAGGCCCACAAAGCCAUCCUCGCAGCACGCUCCCCGGUGUUCAGCGCCAUGUUUGAACAUGAGAUGGAGGAGAGUAAAAAGAACCGUGUGGAGAUAAACGAUGUGGAGCCCGAAGUCUUCAAAGAAAUGAUGUGUUUCAUCUACACAGACAAGGCUCCCAACCUGGACAAGAUGGCCGACGACCUGCUAGCUGCAGCUGACAAGUACGCUCUGGAGAGGCUGAAGGUUAUGUGUGAAGACGCUCUGUGCAGCAGUCUGUCUGUGGAAAACGCUGCAGAGAUUCUCAUCCUGGCAGAUCUGCACAGCGCAGACCAGCUCAAAACCCAAGCUGUGGACUUCAUCAACUAUCAUGCAGCGGAGGUAAUGGAGACAGCUGGAUGGAAGUCGAUGGUUGGUUCUCACCCUCACCUGGUUGCUGAGGCAUAUCGCUCACUGGCCUCGGCCCAGUGCCCCUUCCUCGGCCCUCCACGCAAACGCCUCAAACAGUCCUAACACAAACACACAGCAGAUCCUCACCCACACACACACACACACACACACACACGCACACACAGUGGAUUCUUGCACAUCAGGCUGAACAAAUGCCUCAAACAGUCCCAACAUAUUCACGCAUGCACGCUCACACACACACACACACACACACACACACACACACACAUGCACGGACACUUACUCCCAGAGGUGUUACCUAUUUACUGCCCCCCCCCACUUACUGUCUGUGUCUGUUUAAGAUGGAGGAACUUCCUGUCUCCUCCUGUAGAGAGGGUAGCAACCAAACACUCCUCCCUGUGAGAGAGGAGGUGACCAUACGCUCCUCCCUUUGAGAGAGGUGACGACCAGCGUCCUCCAAGGAAAAACCAGAAUCAUAAGAAAAAAACAAAAGAACCAGUCUACGUCCUGGUGUUUGGAAACAUGGAGACUUUAGAGGAGGGUUGCUUCUGCUGUCCGGCGCUUUCUAGUGUUGCCUUCGCUGUUUACAGCAGAAACACUCAGUGGUCCAACCGACCAGCGACCACCUGCAGAAGAAAUCAUCUGUCGGCCACAAACGAGACAGCCCAGGGAAGCACAACCAAGGGCUAGUCAAACGAAGAUUGGACGAAAAACGUCUGAAAUAUUUACUCUUAAGAGAGUAAACGUUGCACUAAGGUCACAGGCCGCCCCCUCGUCCCAUGUCUACCAGCAGUGGAGCAGGAAAACCACAGGCAGGCACACGCUGAGGAAAACUUCACAGACUGAUGACCCGGACCGGGAACCAGAACCCUUUAAACCGAAUUGCGCUCAAGUGACUGAAAACAAAGAAAAUGUCCUACCAUUUUAAAUUUCAGCUGUGUCAAUUCAUUUCCAUGUGUGUGUGUUGAUUCCUGAAGACAGUGCAGGAAGCGGGCAGGACAGAGCACGUUUCUUUGAGAAUCGUGUUUUGUGGGCGGAUCGGACUUUGGAUCAGUACAGAGAAUAAAUUCUUCGGAUAUUGGACUAACCGACCCGGAGACAACAGGAAGAGGAUGAAACAUUACGUUCGUUUAAGAAAUGACUUGAGGACUGAAUCAGGCAUAACGUCGAUGUUACUUUAUUUCACCUUCUGUUUCGUUUGCUCAGAUCUACCCUCUAUCCUCGUUAUUUUUAAUAGGAAUUUGUGCAGACCGCAAUGGUUUUGGCAACAAAACAUUUUUGACAGCAAAACGAAAAAAGCAGAUGCGGAUGUUUUCUUUGACAAAUGAAAAUGAAAUGAAAAUGAACACGUUUUAAUGUUCAGAAUCGACAGAAUGUAAAAACACAAGAACCGCAUCAGAGCCCAUCCGGACUUUUCCUUUAAACCUGCUGGAAAGCCACCCAGAACCCUUUUCUGUCGAUUUUACUGGUAAACAGAAGUGACUCCUAGUCGUUGAAAAUUUUGUUCCAAGAGGAAUAAA
This is a messenger RNA of Lampris incognitus (smalleye Pacific opah), 2754 nucleotides long. It is a transcript of the gene spop, whose product is annotated as speckle type BTB/POZ protein. The transcript has 10 exons. Gene Ontology annotation, molecular function: ubiquitin protein ligase binding. Gene Ontology annotation, biological process: proteasome-mediated ubiquitin-dependent protein catabolic process; regulation of proteolysis. The coding region runs from base 212 to 1336 and encodes 374 amino acids. The record is from RefSeq and is a predicted model, not a curated record. Gene Ontology annotation, cellular component: nucleus; cytoplasm. Lineage: Eukaryota; Metazoa; Chordata; Actinopteri; Lampriformes; Lampridae.